Trichoderma reesei QM6a is the source of this 615-nucleotide messenger RNA. RefSeq lists its product as uncharacterized. Lineage: Eukaryota; Fungi; Ascomycota; Sordariomycetes; Hypocreales; Hypocreaceae. The record is from RefSeq and is a predicted model, not a curated record. The transcript has 3 exons. Bases 1 to 615 code for a protein of 204 amino acids.
AUGUCUAUAUCGCGGGACGUUGAAUUGGAGUCUCAGCUUGAUUCAACAUGGGUCAACUUCCGUGUGGUCGUGCUUAGCCACGGUGACUAUCGUCUAUACCAUAUCCCACUUCGAUCCUCCGACAAGGGGAUUGAUGUCAUGCACAAACUAAAAAAGACUCUUCUGACCUCUCGCGGCUGGUGGACGAGCAAGUUCAUGAAGAUCGUCCCAUUUCUGAGGCCGGUGGUUUACAACGCAACGAUGUACCCAGUACCAAUCGAAGCUAUCUCUCAAGACCUUCCUUGUACUGUCGACAUUGGAGCCAAGCAUCGCUGCCACGUUCUGACAAGGGCUUUGUAUAACCCCAGAGAGCUCCCGGCCGAGUGCGACUUCGUUACCUCGUACCGCCGCUUCGCAGCUAUCGUCGAGGCGCCUGGCACCAUCCAACCCAGGGAUGUGUUGUUGAUACUCUUGGAGCUCGACAAGGUUAUGUUUUCAGCGACUGUCUUGCUAGCCCUGACCUUUUCUAUCAUCUGUGGAGUCGUGGCAGGUAUUCUGUGGAAGAGUUUAGAUGUUGGGCUAGGGGUGUUUGGUGCUAUCAUAGGCGUGGUUGCCAGAAGUGAGGUCUGGCUGUAG